UUGGCAAAUGUUGGCUGAGCUGUUCUAGCCUUGGCCUCAGUGUCCUGUGCUGACUCCUGGGUGUUUCCCUCCCCUCUCUAGGAGGAUGCUGCAUUGGGGAGGGGAAGUGCUCCCUUCCCUCGGGUUGGGCUGCUGUCUACUUGUCCCGCAGUUCCAGUCCUGCGUGGCCCAGCAGGGCGUGUGGCUGGUCAGGCUCCCUGAGUGCAGGCUGCAUGUCUGUCUGGCUGGGAAACUGUGGGCUGAUUGCCAUGGGCUGCAGCUGAUGUGGAGCUGAGUGCAGGUGCAAGCUGUUUCCACAGCAACCAUCUCUGUGUGGUGCCACCUGCUGAACAAUUCCCAUCUCAACACCUGUGAUGCGUCGGGACCGGCCCCCGGAGCGGGCGGCCAGCUGGCCGGCUGACCAUGUCAUGGUGCUCAUCUCCUACUGGGCAGAGGCGGCUGCUGUGCACGAUCUGGGCUCCCAUGGCAGGAACAGAGUUGUCUAUGAUGGCAUCUCCCAGCGCCUGUCGAAGCUCGGCAUCUACCGCACCGGGGACCAGUGCCGGGAGAAGAUGAAAGCUCUGAAGGUGGCUUAUCGCAAGGCUAAAGAGAACAACGCAGCUGGGAGGCCGCCCAUGCGCUGCCCCUUCUACGACGAGAUGGACCAGAUCAUGCAGCGCUGUGUCAACACCCGCUCCAGCCUCCUUGCAGAGAGCGGUGAGGGGCCUGGCGCCGCGGACAGGCAGGAGGGCACAGCUGCCCUGGAAAGCUGGGAGACACCAGCCUCAGCCUCUGACCAUUGGGGGACCCAGGCCACUGAGAGCUGGGGAUGUGAGGAGCCGGGCUACGUACUCCCUGAGGUGCAGGACCCACUGGGUGAGGUGCAGGCUGUGCGGGUGCAGGUGAAGGAGGAAGAGGCAUCCACGGAUGAGCUGCCACAUGAGCCUGACCCUUCCCCGUCGGCAUCGGCGGAGCCCCAACCGGCCUCCCGGAAGCUGGUCUCGGCGCUGGACCGGCUCGUGCACCUCCGGGCCAGGAAGCGCAAGACGCGGGAGGAUGGGCCACUGGAGACUCCACGGGGCCCCAGCCAGAAGCACGGGCGCAGCCAGCUGGAGCUGAAGCGGGCAAGGCGCACUGGUGCCUGGAGGGCGGAGGAGAGGCAGAGCCUGGCCGAGUUCAUCCAGCAUGACCGGGAGAUGCGGCGGGAGGACCGGGAGUUCCAGGCCCAGCUCCUGGAGAAGCUCUUCCAGAAGCAGCUAGAGAUGGUGGGGGCCCUGGCCCAGCCCGCACCCCCACUGCAGGAGCCGGAGCCGGUGGUGCAGGAGGGAGCUGGGCUCCAGUUUCCUGCUCUGCUGGAGCAAGUGGUGCGAGCGCAGGCCAAGGGACAGGAGGCCGAGGCAGCUGGCCCUGCCCCUGCAGGAGCCCCGGAGCGAGCGGGGAAAGCGCCCCCUGCUGUGCAGUACUGGACGGCAGAUGAGAUCCUGCGCUGGCUGGUGCCGCAGCAGCCGCUGAUUGGGCAGCAGCCUUGGGGCGAGCGGUGUCGGGAGGGGCUGCCGGGCCCCCUCGCCUCAUGGGGAGAGGGAGAAAGGGGGGAGAAAGAGACAGAUCUCGCCGCCUCCAGACGCGUGACUGACACCUGCCAGGGGCCCAAAGGGCUGGGGGGAGUCCGACUUCUCCCUCCGCUCUGCGGGAAAACCCAACAGAUCCACGCCAGCCUGGAUGCCAGCGAGGCCGGUGACGGUGCCAAGGUGAAGGGAACUGUCCUGCACCGCCAUGACAUGGAGACACAGCGCCAGCGCUUCAGGGGCUUCCGCUACCAGGAGGCUGAGGGGCCCCGGGAGGUUUAUGGCCGCCUGUGGGAACUUUCCCAUCGCUGGCUGCAGCCAGAGACCCGCACCAAGGAGCAGAUGUUGGAGCUGCUGGUUCUUGAGCAGUUCCUGAGCCUCCUGCCUGAGGAAAUGCAGAGCUGGGUGCAGGAGCGUGGCCCUGAGAGUGGCCAGGAGGCUGUGGCCCUGGCAGAGGAUUUCCAGCUUGUUCCCCAGAAGCCUGGAUGGCAGCCCCAGGCGCGGGUGCCAGCCCAGGAAGGGGCCAGGGAUGUCGGUGCGGCGCAGCGGGCGCCGCUGGCCGAGCGGCAGAGGGUGCCCCAGGGUGCCAGCGGGCAGGAGAACGGCUGGAACGGCGGCUUGUUGGCUGCCACGCCGGGCACCCCGCUGGUGCGGAAACCAAGCCUGGGGGCGAUUGAGACAGCUGCUCCCCAGCCCCUGUGCAACAGAGUGGGCUCCAGGCAGGGACAGCAAGUGGAGAAUGGCUUAGAGCCACGGCAGAGCACCGGGCACCUGCGGCAAGCAGAGAAGAACGCUGCCCCAGUGCCACGCCCAACAGCUGGGAAGGCGACCGAGCUGGGCAGUGCUGGCCCCGGAGGGCACGUGGGGACAGACGGCAUGCUUCAGGGCAGAGCCACCAUUCAAGGGGGCAGCAGCAUCUCAGAGGCUCAGAAUGGGGUCACACAGCUGCCUGUGCCCUGCGCCCCAUGUGAGCAGCAGACAUCUGCUGGCCUUGUGCGGACGAAGUGCACCGGCUCCAAGGGUGACUGGACCUGUAGUCCCCAGCGCAGGAGCUCCAGCCGUGCUUCCCCGGGACUGGAUGGCCCCUUGAUCGGGGAUGUCCUGGAGACAUCUUUGGACUCCCCAUGGGAUGGAGAGGGCAGCGCAGACAGAGCGCCAGAGGACAGCACAACCUGCCCUAGGGCACGGCCCCACUGCCUGGGCUGCACAGUGCUGCGGGCUGAGCUGGACGCUGCGCGGGAGGAGCUGAGAAUCACCCAAGCUUCCACACUGUACGGGCUGAGUGGCACCCACUUGCAGGGCCUGGCUGAGGCCCUGGGCACCAUCUCGCACAUCCUGAAUGACAGGAGGCCGACAAUGACCAAACCUCCCUGGGGUGCAUCCGAGAGCCUGGGCGUGGCCAUGGCCCGACAAACACAGCUGUCCUGAAGCCUAAGUGCCUGGCAAGCAGCUGGCCGUGGCCCGCCGCCGAGGAGCCCACACGAUGUUCAGCAGCAGCAGCGUCGGCAGCACUAGGGAGAAGGUGACGACCUCCCACUCGAUCCCAGAGCCGCUAGCGUCGAGCCCCAUACUCGUGGCAGCGCCUGGAGCAGGGAGGCCUUGGACAGGACCUGAGGGGUGCUGGGCCGGCUGCCUGGGGGUGUUGGGAGUUGGAUCCAGCAGGGCCUGUGCUGAGCCAGGGCAGCUGGCGUCUCGUCACUGGACUUUCCAGGGAGCCUUUCCUACUCGACUAGCUUUUUGAUACAAUGUCCCCAAAGCCCCCUACUUUCCCCUUCACUUCUCAGGUUGGUCUCAAUAAAGCAAUGCGCAGA
Molecule: messenger RNA, 3355 nt
Organism: Mauremys mutica (yellowpond turtle)
Lineage: Eukaryota; Metazoa; Chordata; Testudines; Geoemydidae
Exons: 7
Coding region: 354-2972 (872 amino acids)
Source: RefSeq, a predicted model, not a curated record